Penicillium oxalicum is the source of this 1800-nucleotide messenger RNA. RefSeq lists its product as uncharacterized. NCBI's taxonomy places the organism in Eukaryota, Fungi, Ascomycota, Eurotiomycetes, Eurotiales, Aspergillaceae. The transcript has 2 exons. The record is from RefSeq and is a predicted model, not a curated record. Gene Ontology annotation, molecular function: protein binding. Bases 1 to 1800 code for a protein of 599 amino acids.
AUGAAAUUUGCGGAGUUGCCAUCGGAAAUCAUAUGUCAGGUCGUCCUACACCUUCCCACUGCAAAUGCAAUCACUCGGCUGGCACAAACAUGCCGACGCAUACAUAAAAUCCUCAAAGCUGAAGAGGCAUGGCUGUUCCGAGCGUUCGUCAGAUCCAAGUUUCCAGGGAUCCAGACACCACCGUUCUGGAAAGACGCAGUGUGUGCUCUUACAUCUCGCUCUCGCGCCCUGGACCGGUUGGGAAUCAUUGGAAGGUUCGUAACUGUGCCAGACUCAGAGACAGUCACCCGCAUUGGCGUCCCAGACGCGGUGCGACAGGACAACCCAACCUUGGGUUACCGACCUCCGAUUGACUCCUACGAGAUUUGGAACGGUGAAUCCUGGGCAGCAAAGAAGGAGGUUCUGGCAUGGGGCGCCGGUGAGAAACUGCUCCUGCGCACCAGGCACACGGGAAAACACUGCUCUGACGACUGGGUUCUGUUCAAUGGUGUGGAUGAGCCUAGCAGUCACGAUGACAUUUUGGGCCUGCAUCUUCUGGAUGCUGAGCACGGCAAAGACGGCGACGUGGAAAAUGUCAUCUUUGGACGAAGGAGAGGCGAUCUGCGCCAAGUUGCGCUGUCCUCAAGCGCUGCCGAUUAUGAAUAUAAAAAAACGUUCCAGACAGAAGGAUUGGAGCUCAGUGACACUGAUCUAAUGCGCGGCCCCGAUCCAAUUCUUUGCGCACAAUUCCUCCAAGGCGCAACGGCAUUGUACCAGGUGGCAAGCGAGAAGGAGAUCGUUCAACCAUUUGCGUGGAUUCAACCAGAGCGCUCAUCUCGUGGUCGGAGAGCAAAGCUUCUUUCCUCGACCCGAAUCGCCGUGGCCACCAUGAAUGAGAGGGACUCACUUAUCAUUUCAAGAAUAAGACCCGAUGGUGUCUACACGGAGGAAACGAUCGAAGCUGGCUUGCUCGGCGUGAACAGCAACCAAAUACAACGAAAUCACCAUGCUCCUCAGGCAAUCAGUGUCAUUGAGCCUCUUCACGAUCACCCUUUGGCUGAUCACUCAGGCAAUGUCUUUCUGGCGGCAUGGGGAGACCGGGCUGUUCGCCUUCACGACCUCAGGUCCCCACGACUUUACGAGACAGCAUAUGAGGAUCCCACAGACGAUAACUCUGUUUACAGUCUCAAGGCGUUUGGCCACGAUCGGUUUAUAGUUGGCUCCGGGGGCAAUGCAUUGAUUAAAUUAUUCGAUCUGCGCUGCACAAGUUACAGUUAUUUGCAUGCCCAUGCAUCUCGUCCCAAAGCCCCUUCUACAGCCCCCAUUGCCCACAAUCACGGGCAGUAUCCCAGCAGAAAUUUCAACAUUUUCCUUUCUGCACCGUCUCCGGCGGCCUUCACUGCGCAUGCGGCUCAGUCCCGUCGGCGAACGCAAGUGCAUCCCUAUCGCGGCCCAAUCUACAGCCUGUCUGCUCCAUCGCCAUCUUCACCCACUCUAUACACCGGCGUGGCGGGUGGUUUAAUUCGGCUUGACUUCGCAUCAACAGAUGACUUGACCGGACCAGCGAAGGAAUGGUACCACCAAAACCUUGACCUCGGCUUUGACGGAGAAAUGAAUCCGGUGGAUGGAUCGAGCUUUUUCACCAUGGCUGGGUACGAGAGACCCAGUCCAGAUGACUUGACUACAACCUCCAAGCUGAGAAAGCAGCAUGGAAACUGGCGAGUGCAAGAGGAUGUUAUCCAUCGGCGUGUCGUAUCGGGCUGGGAUCAGCGAUGGGAGGCAUUGGAAAGGCCUGGAGCUUGGCGGCGCCAGGAUGGAUAG